AUGAAGCAAAGUGCUGGAUAUGAUUUGAAGAACCUAAGGGCCGAACUGUACUCUGCUGCAGAACACUUUGAACUCUCUUACACCAAUGACAAUCACAAACAAACGGUGGUGGACACCUUGAAGGAUUUUGCUGUUAGAGCCCUUGUUAACACAGUAGACCACUUGGGUUCAGUAAGCUACAUGGUCAACGGCCUCCUCAACGAAAAGGUCGAAGAGGUUUCAGAAACAGAGUUCCGACUUGGAUGCAUGGAGCAGAGGGUGCGGAUGUGUCAAGAAUAUAUGGAAGGCCUUCGUGAGCAGUCUAUCACCAUUACAGCUCCCAAAUACCACAAACGAUACAUGCUAAAAGGAAAUCUAAGUAACUCUGGAGGUGGAGCUAAAGUCGCUAAACCCUACAAGAAUUUGACAGAGAGCUUGACAAUCAUGACAGGCAAAUUGUUCAUGCCGGUAUAUAAUUUUUCAUUCAUAUGCAUCCAAGAGCUUUUGUGGAAUUCUUGGAACAAUACUUGAGCACAGCGGAAGUUC
Messenger RNA from Amborella trichopoda, 525 nucleotides. NCBI's taxonomy places the organism in Eukaryota, Viridiplantae, Streptophyta, Magnoliopsida, Amborellales, Amborellaceae. The record is from RefSeq and is a predicted model, not a curated record.